Molecule: messenger RNA, 5526 nt
Organism: Paraphaeosphaeria sporulosa
Lineage: Eukaryota; Fungi; Ascomycota; Dothideomycetes; Pleosporales; Didymosphaeriaceae
Product: type II DNA topoisomerase
Exons: 4
Coding region: 154-5304 (1716 amino acids)
Biological process (GO): sister chromatid segregation; resolution of meiotic recombination intermediates; DNA topological change
Cellular component (GO): nucleus
Molecular function (GO): DNA topoisomerase type II (double strand cut, ATP-hydrolyzing) activity; DNA binding; ATP binding
Source: RefSeq, a predicted model, not a curated record
GCGCGAUCCAAACACGCCAGCAGCGUCUCCUUCUCCCACCCCCGUCACCCCGACUCUCUUUGCUACGCCUGCCACGUCGCUUGCUGGCUUGGGCGCGACUGUUCUUUCGCUCUUUUUCUGUCCUGCGGGACUUUUCCUUUUCGCCUUCACACAAUGGACGACUCGCUCCUCGAAUCCGACUUCGACGACGGCGCCAGCUCUGACUUCGCCCCGCCUGCCAAACCCGCGAAGGCGAUCAAAGCGAAGCCUGCAGCACCCAAGAAGGCUGCUGCUCCCGCAAAGGCCCGAGGUCGACCGCCGAAGGACCCCUCCGCACCACCCAAAGCCAAAGCACCCGCGAAGGCGAAGGCAGCACCCAAGAAGAAGCGCAAAGAUGACUCAGAUGACGAGAACUCGGACAUAGAUAUGCACGACGAUGUUGUUGACGACGAUGAUGACUCACUGCUCGCCGACACACCCCCGAAACAGAAGAAGGCUCCAGCAGCGAAGAAAUCGAGCGGCAAACCCCUGGCGAGCAUUGCCAACGAGAGCUUUGACAUGAUGGACGGCAUAGACGAUUCGGCGCCGAGUGGCAAGGCGAAAGCCGGCGGUGCGAGCAGCAAAUACCAGAUGCUUACCCACCUGGAACACAUCAUGAAGCGGCCUGACACGUACAUUGGCUCUGUCGAGCGCACCUCGGACAAGAUGUGGGUGUACAAUUCCUCUACAGAGGCCAUGGAGUUCCGCGAGGUUUCCUACGUUCCCGGUCUAUACAAAAUCUUCGACGAGAUCCUCGUAAAUGCGGCCGACAACAAGCAGAAUGACAAGAACAUGAGCGAGAUCCGAGUGACGUUGGACCGCGAGACCGGCGAGAUCUCCGUGAAGAACGAUGGCAAGGGUAUCCCUAUCGAGAUCCAUAAGGAACACGGCAUUUAUGUACCUGAGAUGAUCUUCGGUCACCUCCUUACUUCUUCGAACUAUGACGACAAUCAGGCCAAGGUUACGGGUGGUCGCAACGGUUACGGUGCGAAGCUUUGCAACGUCUUCAGUAAAGAGUUCACCCUGGAGACAGUCGACUCGAAACAGAAGAAGAAAUACCGACAGACGUGGACGGAGAACAUGAGCAAGAUGGGCAAAGCCAAGAUCACCGACAUCAAGACCGAUGACUACACCAAGGUAUCAUACAAAGCCGAUUACGAGAAGUUCGGCAUGUCAGGGAUCGACGACGACUUCGAAGCUCUUGUCAAGCGCCGGACGUACGACAUGGCUGGUACUCUUCGCGGCAUCAAGGUGUACCUCAACGGUGAUCGCGUCAAAGUUGCCAGCUUUUCCAAGUACAUGGAGAUGUAUACCAAAGCCAUCCGACUUGAACAAGGCAAAUCCGAAGAGGACAAGGACAUUAUCAUCACUGACCGCCAUGAUCGCUGGGACAUCGGUUUCGCUGUAUCGGAUGGAGCCUUCAACCAGGUGUCUUUUGUGAACUCGAUCGCCACGACGUCCGGUGGUACGCACGUCAACUACAUCGCCGACCAAAUUGUCGAAAAACUGCUUGCAAUCGUCAACAAGAAGAAUAAAGGUGGCGUCAAGCUCAAGCCAGCUCAGAUCAAAAACCACAUAUUUCUCUUCGUUAAUUGUUCGAUUGUGAACCCCGCCUUCACGUCGCAGACGAAAGAGCAGCUGACGACCAAGGCGAGCCAGUUCGGCAGCAAACCCGUCUUGAGUGAUAAAUUUAUGAAGGCAAUCGAGAAGACCGAGGUCAUUCAGAACAUCAUGCAUUUUGCUGCGCAAAAGGCCGACCAACUACUCAAGAAGACGGAUGGCAACAAGCGGAGUCGAAUGAGCAACGCUAAGCUCACCGAUGCGAACAAGGCAGGCACUAAGGAUGGUUAUAGGUGCACUCUCAUCUUGACCGAAGGUGAUUCUGCAGCUCUCCUCGCCUUGGCCGGGCGUGCAGUGGUCGACCCCGACUAUUUCGGUGUUUUCCCUCUCCGUGGUAAACUUCUCAAUGUCCGCGACGCUUCCAUCGAUCAGAUCUCCAAAAACCAGGAGAUUCAAAAUAUCAAGAAGUUCAUCGGCCUUCAACACAAGAAAGAAUACACCGACACGAGGGGCCUCCGAUAUGGUCACAUCAUGAUCAUGACGGAUCAGGAUCACGAUGGUAGUCAUAUCAAGGGGUUAUUGAUCAAUUUCCUGCAGUGCCAAUUUCCUAGCUUGCUGAAGAUCCCGAGCUUCCUAAUGGAGUUCAUCACUCCUAUCGUCAAGGUGUGGAAGGGUGACCCGAAGCAUCCUCGACAGCUGAAGAGCUUCUUCUCCAUGCCGGAAUACGAGGAGUGGAAAGAACAGCAUAGGAACGAGAAGGGUUGGGAUCAUAAGUACUACAAGGGACUAGGCACCAGCGGUCCGGAUGAUGCACAGAUUUAUUUCCGAGAUCUCGACACUCACAUGAAGGCCUUCCACACCAUGCGAGCGCAAGAAGAGGAGCUUAUUGAGCUCGCCUUCUCCAAGAAGAAAGCUGACGCCCGUAAGGAGUGGCUGCGCGAUUUUGUACCUGGCAAUCAUUUGGAUUUGACGACGAAAGAGAUAACUUACGACGACUUCGUCAACAAAGAACUGAUAUUGUUCAGUAUGGCUGAUAACCUACGCUCAAUCCCUUCGAUUAUCGACGGGUUCAAGCCUGGUCAGCGUAAAGUCCUCUACACGUGUUUUCGCCGCAACCUCAAGAAGGAUGUCAAAGUAGUCGAUCUCGCUGGUUCCGUUUCUGGUACUACGGAUUAUGCCUAUGGUGAGGCCUCCAUGCAAGGAACCAUUGUUGGUCUUGCUCAGAACUUCGUGGGCUCGAAUAACAUCAACUGCUUGGAACCUAGUGGGAAUUUUGGAUCACGACUUCAGGGCGGCAAGGAUGCUGCCUCCGCCAGGUACAUCUAUACCCGUCUCUCCCCCUUUGCUCGCCGAAUUUUCCAUCCCCAAGACGAUGCACUUCUCAAGUAUGGUGAAUCGGAUGGGAACAAGAUCGAGCCAGAGAUGUACGUGCCCAUCUUGCCCAUGGUACUUGUGAAUGGCUCGGACGGUAUCGGAACUGGCUGGAGUUCCACCAUUCCCAACUAUAACCCUCUCGAGAUCGUGGAAAAUCUAAGGAUCCGCAUGCGGGACGGUGCCUCGAAAGAGGACAUGCAGCCGAUGGCUCCCUGGUUCCGCGGAUUCACCGGACAGACCGAAGAGCUACCCAACGAUCGUUACAAAUUCACUGGCAUCAUUCGAGAGACUGGCGAAAAUGAGCUUGAGAUCACAGAAUUGCCGGUGCGUUACUGGUCGCAAGACUUCAAAGAGAAACUGGAGGACAUUAUCAAGGCAGAGAAGGUGCCGUCAAUCAUCAAGGAUUAUGUCGACUACAACACACCGGACAAGGUUCACUUCAUCAUAAAGAUGGAAGACAAGCACAUGCAGGCCGCCCGAGCCAAAGGUUUCGAGGAUACUUUCAAGCUCUCAUCUACCAUGGCUACCACCAACUUGGUUGCCUUCGAUUCGCAAGGUCGCAUUCACAAGUAUGCCACCGUCCUUGACAUCAUGGAGGAGUUCUACCAUAUCCGUCUGAAGUAUUAUGAGAAGCGCAAAGCCCAUCAACUCGAGCAGUUGCACAAGGAGCUCGCGAAAAUGACCAACCAAGCUCGCUUCAUUCAAAUGAUCAUAGACGGCAAGCUUGUCGUGUCGAAGAAGAAGAAGGCUGUCCUAGUCGACGAGCUGAGGAAACUCGGCUUCACGCCCUUCCCCAAGGUUGCAGAUGCCAAGACAGCUGGGGAGCAAGAAGAAGCGCAGGAGGAUGAUGAAGAAAGUGAUCGCGAUGCUGGUGGCGCGGGCGACUACGACUACCUUCUUGGUAUGGCUAUUUGGUCUCUUACGCAGGAACGUGUCGAGAAGCUCCAGAGGCAGAUCGGAGACAAGGAGUUGGAGAUCGACGCUCUCCAGAAGCUGACGCCCAGGGAUCUGUGGACGCGAGACCUUGAUGAUUUUGUGGAGGAGUGGAACCUUCAGCUUGACGACGAAGCUAAGCGCAAGAAGAAGAUUGCGGGCAUGAGCCGUCGCGUAUCUAACAAGCUCGGGGGAGUUGGCGCCGCCAAAGGUGGCAAGCGUAAGAAGAAGAGGGCAGGAUCUGACUCUGAUUCCGACGAGUUCUCCGACUACGGCCCUGCUAAGAAGAAGGCCAAACCCAAGACCGGCGGUCUACUUAGUUAUCUUAAGAAGGAGCCUGAUGAGCCCAAGCAGCCGGAGGUUCCGAAGCCCGCCGCGAAGCCCGUCGCCACAAAGCAGAGUGGUAUGCUGUCCUAUCUUAAGAAGAGCCCGCCUGUGGAAGAGGCAGACGCCAUGGACUUGGACCAUCCGGCACCGGCAGCUUCUGCAACCACUGCUGCUGCUGCUUCGAAACGUGGCCGCCCGGUUAGUACAAAGAACGCCAAGAAGCCAACGCCUGUGCCGGUCGACUCAGAAUCGGACUCUGAUGUCUUCGCUGCUGUCGCUAAGGAGGUGACCAAAAAGAAGCCUGCCGAGACGACGAUUACCAAGGGUCGGAUUGCCCGAGGUGCCGCGAAGAAGGCUACCAGUUACGCAGUAGACAAGGACAGCGACAGCGAUGGCUUGAGCGACGACGACUUCGACGUCAGCAUGAUGGUGAAGACUAUCGGCGCGAGUGGAAAUGAUCGUCCGCUCUUCUCGGCUCCCGCCGCUCGCGCAAGCAGUGCUACAGGCACCGGGUCGAAGCCCAACGGCCGUGCCACUGCACAAAAGCCAGCAGUCUUUAUCGACGAUGACGAUAUGGAUGAGACAAAUUACGAGGCGCUUGCCCAAGGUUCUCCAGAGAAACGUAAUAUGGAUGCAGGCAUGGAUUCUGAUAUCUCGGACGAUGACCUGCUUCUUAGCGUCAAGAAAAAGGCACCUAUCAAGGCUAUUCCCAAAGCCAAGGCUGCGCCGAAGCCCAAAGCUGCUGCCGCAUCCACUGUGGUAGCUAAAAAGACGACGCAGCUAAGCCCUGCUGCAAAGGCCUACGCCGCCCGCUUGGGCAAGACCAAAGACUUGGCCUCUAAGGCUUCUAAAAAGCCCAUCACUAUCGAUUCUGACGAUGACGAGGAUGAGCUGAUGGAUGACGAUGCCGACAAGCUAGCCAACGACAUCCUGUCCGACGACGAGGACGACGUACCAGUCGCAAAGUCCAUGCGUGCCGCAGCACGCCCUGGUCGUAGAGCAGCAGCUAAGCCCGCGAAGUACGUGGUUAGCGACGAUGAGGAUGAAGAUGACGAGCCUAGCGAGGCGAGUUUCGACGAUGACAGCGAGUAGUUGCGCGUUCGGUGCUGCGGUUGGCGUUUAAGGGACGGAGAUACCCGGGCUUGGUGCUGGGCGUUUGGAAUCGGACGGCUGUGAUUACAAGGGGUUCUUAAUAGGAGCGUUUCAACGUCACGUCAUGGGACUGGGUUUUCAAUGGUGGUUUUGGACAUGACGUGCGCGCGAUGAGCGUGCGCGUGGGUCUCGCGGUCCUUGCGAGUAUACCUUUCCGCGGAU